Messenger RNA from Exophiala mesophila, 3250 nucleotides. RefSeq lists its product as uncharacterized. The transcript has a single exon. Gene Ontology annotation, biological process: DNA-templated transcription; regulation of DNA-templated transcription. The coding region runs from base 377 to 3235 and encodes 952 amino acids. The record is from RefSeq and is a predicted model, not a curated record. Gene Ontology annotation, cellular component: nucleus. Gene Ontology annotation, molecular function: DNA binding; DNA-binding transcription factor activity, RNA polymerase II-specific; zinc ion binding. NCBI's taxonomy places the organism in Eukaryota, Fungi, Ascomycota, Eurotiomycetes, Chaetothyriales, Herpotrichiellaceae.
UCGACUUUGGAUUGUGGAUUACGCCUUAUAUUAUGGGGAAAAAGCCUUGUGGCCUAUGGGACACCCUGGACGUCCAGACAACAACCGCUUGGACCCUUGAGCCCUGUGGCCCCUCGGCCCCUCAGCCCCUCGGCCCUCCAGGCGCUAAGCUGCAUAAUGGCUUUGCGCCCAGGGACUUGAGGGCCUAGGGGCCAUACGGCUGCGGACUUAAGUCAGGCUGUAGCCGCGGUGGUUGAUAUAGACUGGCUGGACUAUCACUGCGUGAUGACGUUUUCGACCUCUCCUUGGGAAUCUCGUCCAACUCGUCCAAUUUCAUCCAAAGACUCUGCGUCUCGUUUCCCAACAGAUCACAUUUGCGACUUAUCAACCAGAGGGAAUGUCGGACUUUGCAUCAUUGACACAUAAGUUCCGGGCCAACCUAGACAGCGCUGCGACCACCCACAAGGUCAAUAAACGAAACCGACAGCCACUUUCAUGCGUGCCUUGCAGGGCAAAGAAACUCAAGUGUGACCGAGGACAUCCCUGUGAAACAUGUGUCAAAAAAGGCGAUGCUGCCCAUUGCACCUACGGGCGAGCCGCUGCUCCUGGGCCUCGACAUGAUCUCAUGGAUGCCAGUUCAAACAAUAAAAUUCAGGAGCGCCUUCGCCAUCUGGAGGAAUUGGUUUUGCAGAUGGUCGAGAAAACCCCCGAGGAAUCCAUCGAUGGCCCGAGCACAGCUUCAGAGACUUCUCGAGAGAGCACAGUCGGGUCCGACGACACAGGCUCUGGCCAGAACGGUCACUUGGAGUAUGGAUCUUCCGAGGCUAGGUACAUGGGCUCAACGCACUGGUCUGCCAUCCUCGAAAACAUCCAAGAAAUGAAGACCUCUCUGGGGACGGAGCCGAAUUCGAACAAUGGCCUCGAGGAGUUGCAAGAUCGUGAUGCCGAAGGAUCCGAGUCACUGUUCGGCAGAGUCGGCUCACUGUCUCUGGACCAAAUCAUAUCGCAGUCGCUGCCACCUCGAGAUCAAGUGGAUGGACUGCUACUCUUCUACUUUGAGAGUCGAUAUCUCGUCCAAUUCUACAUCCACUAUCCUGAAUUCCAGCGUGCGUACGAAGAAUUCUGGCGAGAUCCAUCCAGUGCAGAUCCCCUAUGGGUAUCCCAACUAUUCUCGAUAUGCUGCAUGGCGGCCACAUUGCGCGAAGUGGUGAACUCGGAGCCUCCGCCCGUGGAUGGUCAACUCCGACCUCGAGUCCUAUACGAGAACGCAGCAUGCCAGUGCUUAAGGCUGGGUGGCUUCGUCAAACCUAAGAAAUAUGCGGUCGAGGCUAUGAUGCUCUUCUGCUGGUGCCGGUAUCUAUCGACGAUGGAUCCAUUGCAGGAGGUAGGGACCCUUUUCGCCAUUAUCAUCCGUUUAGCUUACCGCAGUGGCUAUCACCGGGACUCGUCGCAUUUUCCCCACAUCAGCGUCUUUGAAGGGGAGAUGCGUCGACGAACUUGGGCCGCGUGCCGCCAAUUUGACUUGAUGUUGUCCUUUCAAAUGGGACUUCCAACGUAUAUAGCGGUGGAUAGUUGCGACACACAAAGCCCCCGAAAUCUCCUCGAGUCGGAUCUGAAUCGAGAUACGAAAGAGCUACCUCCCUCACGACCAGAGACCGAAAGGACAGCAGGUUUGUAUUUUGUCGUCAAGACUAGACUCGUCUUGGCUUUUGCCAAAUCCUGCGCCCAUGCACUCUCCUUUGCCAAUCGUUCUCGAGACGAAGUCAUGGACCUGGACGCCAACAUUCGACGAACUUACGACACAGUCCCGGAGAUGUUGCAGGUCAGAUCCAUCAAGGACUCACGAUGCGACCCUAGUUACCUCAUCAUGUCUCGUCUUAACUGCCAGUUCUUAUUCCAAAAGUCCCUUCUUGUGCUUCAUCGAAAAUACAUGACACAAGGCAAUUACCCGGAAUCUACCAAGGCUUGUGUCGAGGCAGCAACCACGAUUGUCAACUAUAUGAUUGAACUUCGUCAAGAAUUCCAACCUGGCGGUAACCUCGAAGGAGAUGGAUGGAUGGUGACGAGUUUUGUCCUCAACGAUUUCCACCUCGCCACCAUGGUCUUGUUUCUUUCCAUAUCCAUGUGGAAGAAAGCCAAUCCCCACAGACACGUAUCGCAAGAUCCCGAAACCAGUGCUCGAAUUCAACUCGUCAUUUCAGCCUUUGAAGUCUGUCAGGAGUUUGCGCCCAUCUGUAUUGAGGCGAAGCGUGUCACUGAAGCACUGGCCGUGGCACUGGGUCGACCCAUCGACCGAGAAUAUCUAGCCAGUGGAUGGCGUCCAAGCAGAUUGGGUUAUCCUGCCGCGAAAUCGCGGCGAAUUCCAGCUUCGAAAGAUCCUGAUGUCUCUCCUAAUGGAAAUCCAAUAUUCCGUCCUCCUGGUUCUGAGUUGAACCUCGAACCCUUGUCACUCACAUCACAACCACAACCACAGCCCAGUCUCCAUCAGACCAAUAACAACACUGGCCCCGGACCAGUACCAGCACCAGCACCAGCAACUUCUUCCAUGUCCAUGAUUCCAAACCACGAAGCCAACUACGGUCGUACACAUCAAGGCAAUUCAAUAGCAGGGCCCUUGUCGAGUAACAUGCUCGCCAUGCAGACAGGUAAUCAAUACGCUCCUCCUCCUCCUCCUUCAGCUCCACCACCGCCACCACCACCACCACCACAACAACAAUACGAAAUGAUACAGAAUCUUUCUCUGCCUACAUUCGAAACAUUCGCCGGCUUCAACCUUGACUGGCCUGCCGAUGGCGGCAACAAUAACAACAACAAUAUCAACCCAGGAUUCAUAGCCCCACCCGAUCUCAACCCAACAACCCACCAACAAAGUGACAACAAUCAUAUAGUCGACCCCAAUAACAAUAACUGGACAUCACUCGGCGCUGACAUGACAUGGGAAUAUCUCGAUCAGUGGUUAACAUUCGCUGAACUGGAUAGAGGGCCUGCACAUAUGUCGGGGAAUGAUGAUGGGUAUCACCAGCAGCAGCAUCAUCAGCACCAGCAGCAGCAGUCUACGGAUUAUCAUGACCCGAAUUCAAUGCUUGUCAAUGCAAAUACGAGUCAGAAACAAAAUCAUGGAAAUGGAGGAGGUUUUGCUGCUGCAGCUGCUGCUCCCGCAGCUGGAAAUGAUUGGACGACUAAUCCUUUCGCAUAUCCGGCGUUUGAUAGGGCGGAUCCCCGGGUACGACAGAUGGGAAUGCAAGGGAGGCAAUAGGAUCCUAUGACAGAU